UACAGCAGUAGUCGAGAGGCACACAGCUCCGCGAUCAUCAUGGUGCUGCGGACGUUGUCGCUCGCACUUCCCUUCGCAUCGCUGCUGGCAGAGUCUUUUGUUGUACCGCCGCCAAGCUUGUCGCUCUCAUCGGCGUCGGGCAGCACCUGGCAUGUUGGGUCUGUCAGAAAUCCUGAAGAAGGCACCACCACCGCGGCGACAGGAAACCCCAAGCACCCAGGCUUGUUGAUGGAGCUGGAAAACACACAACUUGACCGUCGAGCGCUCCUUCGAACGAUAGGUGGCGCGCUCGCCUCGUUAGCCUCGGCGUCUGCGCUCACGGCGAGCCCGCAACAGGCGGCGGCGGCGGGUACGGCGGUGGGGAGGCGGCCGGGGGCAAAGCGAUCGCCCACGUUCUUGUGCGACGACGCGGUGUCGUACCUCUACAACCCGACCAAGCAGUCCGAGGUUUGGCUCGUGGGGACGGCUCACAUAUCGAACUCCAGCGCAACCCUGGUAGAGAAUGUGAUCCGACAAAUCAAGCCUCAGGUCGUGAUGGUUGAGCUCGACGCACAGAGGGUCGGCAGCUUCAUGAAGCCGUCAAAGCAGGGAGAAAAGACUCUGGCUGAUGGUACCGGCAAGGAGAUAGCGCCCCCCGCCGAGAGAACAAGAAACCCUUUUUUCGGCGCGUUCUUCAAGCAGCUGCUCGACCCUAAGGUGCCUGUCAACGACAGAAUAACAGAUUUUUUCGCCGCGGCGUUGGGGAAGGCCAUCUCCAAGAUGUACGAGUCCAUGGACCAAAAGGGGCUGUCGUCUGGACAGGAAUUCACCAUUGCCAUCAACGAAGCCAGAGCCUGCGGCGCGAAGCUCCUUCUCGGGGAUAGGGAUGUUCGGAUCACUCUUCGCCGACUGUCGGAGGCGCUGAGAAAAAUUGACCUGCAAAAGAUCUCACAGUCGGGCCAGAUGGAAACGGGGUUGGGCCUCGAGGCGCUGGAUGGCUCCAGCGUCGAAUCGAUCAACUCUAGUCUUGAUAUCCUGAAGAACCGCGAGACGAUGCGGAAGGUGAUCGGCUUCUACAAGGAGGAGGCUCCUGAGCUGUACAACGCCAUGAUCGGCGAGAGAGAUAAGGUAAUGGCCGUAAACCUCAUGGGCCUCGAUGGCAAACAGGUGACCGUCGCUGUCGUGGGACUGGCGCACGUGGACGGCAUCGAGGGGAUCCUAAUGGCCAAUGGUUGGAAAUGUCAGCGAUGUUGACGCGACGAAGAGACAGUUGACCCGUGGCUGUUUCAAGCCUUGGCUGUUCAACGAGUACAGCAGUGGCGUUGUGUUCCUGCUGGAAGAAUUGUUGUGCCGUGGCGAUGAAAGGUGGCUCGCAUAGUCGGGUGGUGGUGCGAAAUCUCACACGUCGGCCUUGAGGCUUUCAUCGUUGAGCCAGUGGUCGACCCCGGUUGCAGGCGUUUAGAUGGCACCGUGGAGAAUCCAGCAGUUUGGUAAAAUUGAGAUCAAUUAAGAAUGUCACCAUCGUUCUCCCUGUUCGACACUUACCCUUAGGACACCUCGUAGCUAUACCGAGGGUCUCCCAUCGCUUGAACGUUGCGGAUGAUACAGCGGACUCGUUAGAAGGACGCGGCGAAUCUGGAUAACAGAACAUGCCGUUGCGCUGUUCCAUUCUUAGUGUGCCCGUGCUCUGGGCUGACUAACACAUCACGAAACAAGACACUUUUUUUCAAUCACGUGUACACAGCGCUCACACCUCGCACAGCAUUUCUGCCGUAUGGGAACUCCAAUCCGCGGUCGCACGAAGGUUUCUUUCUUUUCUUUGUCGGGCAUAGCGGGGCUGGCAUUCCAUCGUCGGACGUGCGUGUGAUGUCAAGCAUGACAAACAAUACGCCGGACCACGCCAGCACCCGAAUCGUGAACCCUUUGGUGGCCGACCGACCAUAUGUGCCGUGAGAUUGUGCGGUGCAGGCCCAGUUUCUGGAAUCGGCGAACUACGAUCAGGGCAUCGAUCGGGUCGCCCUGGAUUGCCCCCCACGGCUCCCUCCCGUUCUUGUGUGUGUAUUGUGUUUCACAGGACGCCCUUAUGCGACGUUGGCGACAAUAUGUCGGGCAGUGCUUUCCCGGCGAGUGAAACCCGCGAUGUAUCCCUCGGAAGAUUGCUGCCGUCUAAGCAGUCCAAGUUCUAGCGUCCCGUCUUCGCCGUAGCUUCUCCCGACUUACGAAGGGUUUCGUCCGUGUUCCAUACUCGGAAGACGAUGGCGUGAGACGGUUCAACGACGUGAAGGACUCUAGGAAGACCCGUCCAGUUUGAAUGGCUCUUCCGGCGAUGAGAUCAGCAAAACGGUCCAGUUUUCGCGCGGACCGCACGCAUAGGCUCUGUGUCGACUGAUGGCGUUUUAUCCAUGCUGCCAUUUCCGGCCGCGGCGGCGGCGGCUGCCACGAAAGCGCCCUCCCCCUCCGGUGUUUGGUCUUCCCGAUAACAACCGGUUGUCGUGGGAGAUAUGAUAAACCUCCCGCAUGUUGUGGCGUCGGACAAGGGUGAAGAAGUGAAUCCUGAUACGAUUUGGUUGGUCGCAACGGAACCUGAGACUGACAGCCUCUUUUGUGGCCAUGGAUCCAGAGGGUUAUCAUGACCCAAGGGGUGUCUUGCUUGAAAGUGCUACCAUGGAUGUGCUAUGUAAGAUAAUGUUACACCACUAGACUAGUCAGCGCUGACCAUUCUAAUGGUUUAACAUUUGGCGAUAGAAGACAUACGCUCAGCCCAUGCUGGAUCACUUGGGUCUACGGCUUUUGAGAGCGAAGAUCUCCGGGGACGGACCCAUCGCCAGACGACGCUGAUAGUUCUAGGUGCAUUUUUUGUACAGAAUAAUAGUGAUCCAGCCGGUAUUUGAACACGUGAGGGUAUCCUUCGGAGCAUGAAGGCUGACCAUUUGACUACAUGCAAAGUCAUCCUUAUCGUCAAACGUUAAACCAUUGGACUAGUCAGCGCUGACUAGUCUAGUCUAGUGGUGUAACUUUAUCUUACAAAAUAUAUGCUCAGAGCUCAUUUGCACCCCGCUGGAUCACAUUUUUGGGUUCGUGAGUAGAGAUUUCCGGAGACGAACCCCUCGCCAGACGCUGCCUGAAAAGAACUUAAUGGUGCUUGGGAAAGUGACCAAUCGGGUUUGUGCGUGAAUCCUUUAUCGUCAAAUGUUAAAACCAUUGGAUAAGUCAGCGCUGACUAGUCUAAUGGUAUAACGUUCGAAUCCUAGUGGCCUAGUGGAUCGCUUUCGAGGCACCACUGUCGGCUACUAGCAGCAUCUUAUGGCGAGGAGGGGUCCGUCCCCGGAAAUCACUACACCCUAUCAGAUCCACUGGGAUUGGCUACGAGCCGAGAGUGUAUCUGUUAUUAGUUAACCCUUUGGAGUCGUCGGCCGGUCUGAGUGAUCAUUGAUUGAUCAUUUUAUCCUUUUUUUUUUUUAUCGAGCUGAACAGACGGUCUAGUCGUGUAGGGGAGGAUAGGAAACCACCCCGAACCCGCACGCAAAGGAGUUAGUUGUACAGCACAGCUAGCCAGAGCGAGGGCACGCCACACACACGCCACACGUAAACCACGAGGAGGUGCGCCGAGAGCUCAUGGGGAGGCAUCUACACCCCGCGUGGUCUGCCUUGUCUAAAGGGGCGGCGUUGUUGGUAGCGCUU
Messenger RNA from Ectocarpus sp. CCAP 1310/34, 3660 nucleotides. The record is from the annotation of a GenBank genome assembly. NCBI's taxonomy places the organism in Eukaryota, Phaeophyceae, Ectocarpales, Ectocarpaceae.